This is a messenger RNA of Haplochromis burtoni (Burton's mouthbrooder), 2455 nucleotides long. RefSeq names its product phosphatidylinositol-specific phospholipase C, X domain containing 3 (gene plcxd3). The record is from RefSeq and is a predicted model, not a curated record. Bases 371 to 1339 code for a protein of 322 amino acids. The transcript has 6 exons. Lineage: Eukaryota; Metazoa; Chordata; Actinopteri; Cichliformes; Cichlidae. Gene Ontology annotation, cellular component: synapse. Gene Ontology annotation, biological process: lipid metabolic process. Gene Ontology annotation, molecular function: phosphoric diester hydrolase activity.
CUCUGUGCAUUAAUGCUAAAAACAUGAGAUGAUUAUAUGUUGCCUUUUAUUUUGUAAGUGACUAGUACUGAAACAUACCCAUUGCGGCGUUUAGGCUAUGUUACUAUUGGGCGACUAACCACCGAAUGUUGCCAUAUUUAGAUCCAUCCAACCGCAUUUUCAUAAAUGUGCAACACGCCUAUGUGUGCUGCUGGGGGGGCUGACUUCUCGGUCGCGCAGUUGUGUCUAUGUGUGUGCGUGAGAUAGGGAUGCUGAGAGAAAGUGAGGCAGGGCGCGAGUGUGUCUGUGUGUAGAGAGAAAGAGAGAGCGCGCGCUCCAGGUUGGCGCAGGCACCGGUCAGGGAGAACGGAGCGUUGUGCAAGGUGGAAGCAUGGCUUCGUCUCACGGGAGAAGCGACCUGCGGUUCGCAGACUGGAUGGCAAGUUUACCGCAGAGCAUGCACACUAUCCCGCUCACCAACCUGGCUAUUCCCGGAUCCCACGAUUCCUUCAGUUUUUACAUCGAUGAGGCGUCUCCAGUGGGCCCCGAGCAGCCAGAGACGGUGCAGAACUUCGUUUCUGUUUUUGGCACGGUGGCCAAGAAGCUAAUGAGGAAGUGGUUGGCUACACAGACUAUGAACUUCACGAGCCAACUGGAGGCUGGGAUCCGGUUCUUUGACCUGCGCAUCUCCACCAAGCCCCGUGACCCUGAAAAUGAGCUGUACUUCGCCCACGGGCUCUUCAGUGCCACGGUCAGAGAAGGCCUAGAGCAGAUCAGCAGUUUUCUGUCAGCUCAUGCCAGAGAGGUGGUCUUCCUGGAUUUCAACCACUUCUACGGCAUGCAGAACCUGCACCAUGAAAAACUGGUGACCAUGCUAAAGGAGGUGUUUGGAGAGAAGCUCUGCCCUGUUGUUUUUGCUCAGGAGGUGAGUCUUCAGUAUCUAUGGGAGAAGGAGUAUCAGGUGCUUGUCUUCUACCACCAUCCCAUGGCCCUGGAGGUGCCCUUCCUGUGGCCAGGCCAGAUGAUGCCUUCUCCCUGGGCCAACACCACUGACCCGGAGAAGCUGAUUCAGUUUCUGCAGGCAUCUAUCACUGACCGCAGGAGGAAGGGGACAUUCUUUGUCUCCCAGGUGGUUCUGACACCAAAAGCCAGCACUGUGAUGAAGGGUGUGGCUAGUGGACUGAGAGAGACAAUUACAGAAAGGGCUUUACCAGGUAUGAUGCAGUGGAUCAGAUCUCAAAGACCUGGGGAGAGCGGCAUUAACAUCAUCACAGCUGAUUUCGUGGAGCUUGGAGAAUUCAUCAGCGCCGUCAUCACCCUCAAUUAUCACCUGGAUGACGAAGACGACGAUGCGACCUGAGAACCCGCAGCAGGCGUCAAGGAGUGCAGUCACCACCACUGAUACUAGUGGUUGCGUCUGUGCUCUCACUCUUUUCUCUUUGGCAUUUAUUUCAGGAGGGGGAGCUAAACGGCUCCUUUCACUUUAUUUAGGGCUAUAGUGAGAUGAGCGGUCAAAUGGAAAAAGGAGAUUGAGGAAUUUCAAGUUGAGACUGGUAGACAUAAUGCUGAUGUUCGGUUGGAGCACUUUGAGAGUGAGGUUUUGUUUUGUUUGUGUCCAGUUUUAGGGGAUCCAAAAGAUUUUUGAUUAUUUUGUUUGUUUGUUUUUUCAGGUAAAAUGUUUAUUUUCUUUACUCCCUGUGCUGUAAAAAUCCCUGCUUUGUCCACUGAUCAAAUGCACUGUUUUCAGGCUUACCACUUUAUCACGGGUAGGUUCCUCAGAGCAUAUCAACCGUCUGCUAAAUGUAUUGGUACAUCAAUCGUGGUAUUCUAGUGACAGUGACAGUUUUUUCAGAGGCUGUUUAUAAUAAGUCUGUGUAUCUCAAACUUUAGGCCGGUGUAAGUAGCUAGCAGUUGUAUGUCUUGUUUGGCAAAUCUGUCCAAGUGAAUUCUCUCUCUUUUGUUUUUAACAAUAUGCAUCUUUGGUCAGAUCACUGCGGGUGUUUUUGAAAACGCCUCCAGCAGCUUGAAUGCAGAGUGUGAUUAAAAAGUGUUGUUCCAAUGUGUUUAUUCAAUACAUAGACAAAAACGAAUCAUUCCCAUUUCUUUUUGAAACUGUAUUCCCUCGUGGGAUUUUCACCCAGUAAGUCUCCACUGAAGCCAGCUUGCAGCAAUGGCGUUUAUUAGACACCUGUGUACUCUAAAACUAUUUAUCGAUAGAUUAAAAUGAUUCAUGCAGUAAUUCAAAUCCAUAUUGCAAGAGAGAGUGAGAGUGCAGCUUGGCUGGCCGACAAGUGUUCUAAUCAUGUAAGAUGGAUACACAGCGGUCUCUUGUGCAUGAGCACUAAAACAGUAAUUUUCACAUUAUCUGUUUGAUUCAUAUUGCAAGACAAGCAUCAGUUCUCACUGUUGGAAAUGAAGUUGAUGAAGCAAGACAUUUCUAACGAGAAGGCAUUCAGUGUGACGUUUUUUUUUUUUU